ACUGCUUAUACACCUGAUUCCACCCUCCGCUCAGGGUCGGAAGAGACCAGGAAAGGUUUCCGCAUCCCAAGCAGAGAAACAUCUUGUGGUAUUCAAGAAGACCGGAACAAACAUUCAAGAGCAUCUCGAUGCCAUCACUACUAGCGCUCAGCCCUAUCUCCUAGCUGUUGGAGUUAAGAAGAAUGCAAUCCACCAGUUCUUCAUCAUUAUCGACAAGAAUGCCAUACCUUGCAGGUCAACCUCUUCUCUUGUUGCUUUUGACGAACUAUUUAAGGCACAUUUUGUGUUUGGCACAUCCUACAACACCAUGCUCCACAACAUGUACACUUUCAUCCAAACUACAGUGUACAGCAUCGAUGCUGGCAAGGUCAAAGAGAGCCCUCGUGUUGCUGAAAUCAGGGCGAGGUUACUUCAUUAGUGCUUGAAGUUUCUCCUCGAACAUGAAGUGUUUUGUUUGUCAGGCUGAGUUAUCGAGUUCAAAUAUGCUUGUUAGGCAUUUACGAUUAGUUCACGGUUACUUGCCUGGAAAAAAUCUCCGGCUUAAAUGUGCUCAGACUGGAUGUGGCUGUGCGUUUGGUACGUUUUCUGGUUUUAGGAAACAUUUAAACACAAAACACACUGAGUAUAUUGACCAACAGGUUGACCCUGAUGUUUAUUUAAGCAGCAUUGGAGAGGCAGUGACCACUAAUGUAGAGGAGACAGCUACAACGUCACGGACAGUUAAUGAACACGAGGUAGCCACAUCUACUCUGUUGAAAAAGUCCAACAGGAGCACUCUAGAUAUGUGUGCCUCUGCUGUUGCACAACUAAAAGCAGCUGGAUUAAGUCAAUCUACUGUAAAUAGUUUUGUUUCCUCCAUGGAAGAAGUGUUUUUUGAGAUUCAAAGUCAAGCUACAGAUGCAGCUUUGCAGUGCUUAUCUCCACAGGAAACUGAAAAUAAGAACAGAAUAGAACAAUCUUUGCAAAAGUUGGAAAACCCUUUCACACCCUUAAAUUCAGAAGCUAAACGAAAUAAACACUUCAAAGAGAAAUGGGGAAUCGUAGAACCUGUUGAAAAGGUGCUUGGCACAAGAUUUGACAGCAGAAGAAACAAAACAACUGGGACAUACGAUCAGGUCGUUGUAACUGACAAGUUUGCAUAUAUUCCUAUUUUAGAAACACUAAAGGCCAUUUUUCAAAACCCAGAACUUGCAGACAUGUUCAAGCCCAGGCACAUGCCCAAGGAAGGUGUGUAUGCAGACUUGAGAGAUGCCGCCUAUUUUUAAAAAAAGUCCCUUAUUCUCUAUAGAAAAAGAUGCCAUACAGAUCCAGCUAUUUUAUGACGACUUUGAAACAGCAAACCCCUUGGGGUCUAAAAAGGGUAUACACAAAUUAGGUGCUAUAUACUUUACAUUAAGGAAUUUUCCCCCAAUCUUUAAUUCAUCAUUGAUAAAUAUUCAUUUGGGUGCUCUUUUCCAUGCGCAGGACAUCAAGCGUUAUGGUUUUAAUUUGAUACUUGAGCCACUUGUCAGUGAUCUUAAAGUACUCGAGACAGAGGGACUUAAAGUUCCCAGAUUGAAAGAUGUGAUUCACGGUACCAUAGUUCAGGUCACUGGUGAUAAUCUUGGGUUGCAUGGUUUAUUUGGCUUUGUGGAGUCAUUUGGGGCAAGGUAUUGUUGUCGUUUCUGUCUCCUUGAGAAAGAUUGUUUUCAAACUGUGUUCUGUGAAGAUGAUCCAAAAGUUGUACUACGAACUAUCGAGAUGCACAAACUGCACUGUCAAACUUUACAAACAGAUCCUACACUACCUCAUAUCUAUGGUGUCAAACGCAUUUGUCUGCUGAAUUCACUACAGUAUUUUAAUACAGCCAACAAUAUUUCUGUAGAUAUAAUGCACGAUAUUUUAGAAGGAGUUGCUCAGUUUGAAGUCAAACUUGUCCUGCAGUACAUUAAGGAAAACUUCCUAAAUGCUGAACAACUGGCUGGUAGAAUACAUGCUUUUGACUAUGGAUACAAUCAGCAGCGAAACCGUCCACCUAGAGUAAAGUUGUUUGAUGGAAGUAAUGAUUUGGGGUUGAAUGCUAUACAGUCUUGGUGCUUAUUACGUAAUAUGCCUUUGCUAUUUGGUGAUUUAAUACAGUCAGAUGACCAGCACUGGCAUCUUCUACUUUUGCUUCUACACAUUGUUAACAUUGUAUUUUCCCCAGUCCUUACAGAAGGCAUGACCAUUUACCUCAAACAUUUAAUCAUUGAUCAUCAUCAGCUCUUCAAGCAGUUGUUUCCUGCAAUCAAUCUCUUACCAAAGCAUCACUUCAUGAUUCAUUACCCUCGUAAUAUAAAAAACAUCGGCCCAGUUCUGCACAUGUGGUGCAUGCGUUAUGAAGCUAAACAUAAUUUUUAA
This is a messenger RNA of Coregonus clupeaformis (lake whitefish), 2379 nucleotides long. RefSeq lists its product as uncharacterized. Bases 1249 to 2379 code for a protein of 376 amino acids. Lineage: Eukaryota; Metazoa; Chordata; Actinopteri; Salmoniformes; Salmonidae. The transcript has 2 exons. The record is from RefSeq and is a predicted model, not a curated record.